This is a messenger RNA of Phodopus roborovskii (desert hamster), 1471 nucleotides long. RefSeq names its product eva-1 homolog A, regulator of programmed cell death (gene Eva1a). The record is from RefSeq and is a predicted model, not a curated record. Lineage: Eukaryota; Metazoa; Chordata; Mammalia; Rodentia; Cricetidae.
GAAGAGAGGGAGGGGCCCACGCUCAUUCGGAAGUGUCCAGCUCUCCUCCCGAUGCCAUAUGAGGCUGCCCUCAGCCCCAGCACGGAGCCCGUGGCCGCGGAGCCCCUGGAGAUGGCUUUGCUCAGCAGUGUCCUGGCAGCCUGUUCGUAUAUGUCAGAAAACCCUGAGCGAGCUGCUCUGUACUUCGUCUCUGGCGUGUGCAUCGGCCUGUUCCUGACCUUGGCCGCCUUAGUGAUGAGGAUAUCCUGCCACACUGACUGCAGGAGGGGUCCCCGGAGGAGGAGGAGGUGCUUGCGGGACCGUGAGAGCAGCACCGAUAGCAGCAGCGACAGUGAAGAUGGCAGCGAGGACACAGCCUCAGACCUGUCGGUGCGCAGGCACCGCCGCUUCGAGAGGACUUUGAACAAGAACGUGUUCACCUCUGCAGAGGAGCUGGAGCGCGCACAGCGGUUGGAGGAGCGCGAGCGCAUCAUCAGGGAAAUCUGGAUGAAUGGGCAGCCUGAGGUGCCCGGCACCCGGAGCCUAAACCGCUACUACUAGGGCACAGUGUGGACCCCAGAACAUCUGCAGGCCACCAGGAAGAGUGGGUUCUGCAGGCAGGGAUGGUGUGGAGAGAGCACGGGGCCAGCCUGCUUUCCCAAGGGCCUGAGGGUUUGCUUUAGACUCUUCUUACCUCUGGAGAAAUAGACAACCCAAGCAGCAGCAUCUGCCUAUCGUGCACUGACCCAACCUUUCCAGGUUUUGGAAUGAUGCUGAGGUUUCCUCUCCAGCCACGUGAUGGUGAUGUGACAAGCUGAAAAGAUGGGUGGUCCUUACUUUCUGGGUCGCUCAGAAGUUUGCACAGACUUACCACUGUGUUACUCCUUUACGAAAGGAAAACUUCUCACACCCGGAGAGCUGGGGGUGGGGGGGAGUAUCAGGGUAAACUUAACCCAGAAAAUGCAAUUUUCUAAAGGAUUCCCUGCAGUGGAAAUGGUUUUAAUGGCGAUAGCAUGAUCUAUGCUAAUUAUUUAAAGCUAAUUUUUAAAACAAACAAAUAUCUUGGUAACCUCUGCAUUUUAACUGACACCUCAGGGAUUAAAAAUCCUUUUUUUUAGUCUAGUUUCCACCUCAUUCAUGAAAAUGAAUAGAAUUUACUGUAUUGUGAGAUGUAUUGGUGACUUAGAUACAUCAAUAACCUCAAAGGAUAAAGGGUUUUAUUUUUCAGUAGUUUAUAAAUAUAUAUUGACAUGUGUAUUUGGAAAUACUGCAUAAAAACAGAAGCCCCAUGUCCUUCCAUUUUGGAGAGAAGAAAAGUCUCUCAUGACUUCAGAGACUCAUGAUAUUUAAAUAAUAUUUUCUCUAAAAGAAAGAAAGAAAGAAAAAAAAAAAAAACAACAGUUGGAAUUUCCAAGAAAAGAAUGGGAACCAGAGGUGAGGGUUAAAGCCAACAUUAAAAUGGUAUCUAAAAUAAACAUUCCAUGAAAAUCUC